UGCUGGAAUGAUCAUCAACUUGUUCUUUGGCUUUGGCGUCCUUUUACUGCCAGUUUUAGCGUUUUACUUGCGUCAUUGGAGGUCUCUUCAGCUAGCGGCGUCCUCGUGGACAUUUAUAUUUGUUAUAUACUACUGGUUGAUACCUGAAUCUCCGCGGUGGCUCAUCACUAAAGAGCGCUAUGGAGAAGCUGAAAUCAUCAUUCAAAGAGCCGCCAUUGUAAACAAAACCAAAGUCCCAGACGCCUACAAUUGGGAAGAACGCGUCAUUAUAUGCGAACCCUUUAGGAAUAUCUUCGUUCAUCGAGUGCUGGCUAUCCGCACGUCCAUCAUCUACGCCAACUGGGCAGUGUGUAGCAUGAACUACUACGGUCUGAGCCUGAAUGCUACACGUCUCACUGGAUCAGUUUACGUCAACACCAUCAUAUUCGCACUGGUUGAAAUAAGCUCCUACCUCUGCUCCUAUUUUUUCCUUGAAUGUACAGGCCGUAAGGUGCUUCAUAUCAUCUUUAUGGCUUUAACUGGGGUCUUUUGUAUGCUGUCACCUUUUCCACAAAUAUAUGGAGGCUCGGGUUUUUAUUGGCUCACUAUACUCCUGGCAACAGUUGGCAAGUUUGGAGCUUCCGGUGCCUAUGCCAACAUUUGGCUGUACUCAGCCGAGCUCUUCCCCACGGUGCUGCGGAGCUGCUGCAUGUCUUCUGGUUCAUUUUUUGCAAGGAUUGGUGGGAUGAUUGCCCCUUAUGUAGCAAACUUUAGCAGCAGCCUUGACCGUGAGACUGCAGGAAUUAUUCCAUUAAUUGUGUUUGGUGUCGUCUCCAUCAUAGCAGGAGCAUUUUCAUAUUCGCUUCCAGAGACCAGGGACACAGUUCUCCCUGAAACUAUUGCUGAGGCGCUAGCACUUGGCCGCACCCCAAAAUAUGUUCAAGCCAAAGAAAAGAAUGUAUCACCUAACCCGUCCAAAGAUUCAACAAGCUUUCCAGAAUUAGCACAAGCUAAAGAAAGGACAGAAUCGCCUAGCUCCAAAGAUUCGCCCAAGACAGCAGCAGACGCAGCAACAACACGUAGUGGAACAACUAUAUAGUAGUGGGAAAAGCGUUCACAAUCUGAGGAUACAUUCAUUCACAGGCAGCUUGCUGUUAUAAGCUAUUGGGGCAUGGUCCCACAUAUACUUUGUAAAACUACAUUGUUUAUGUACACUGCCCAUGUUGCAAGUGUUUAUGAUCCCAACACCCAGUCUUUGGCCAUGUGCUAAGAGGAUUUAGUUCAACAUUGCCGGGUCAAACGACCAAGCCCAAAACUACUCAGCUGAGUCAACUGUUAUUGGAACGUCCAGCUAGAUUGGGCUCCAGAAUUAUAUAUAUCUGCAUCUACUCUAUAGAAAUCAUUAGGGACCAUUAAAAUAGAUAUUUUAAUAGUAGAAGUAUGCCAUGGGUAACUAAGUGGAAGUUUUAACAAUUGUAUAAUUUGUGCUGAACAAAUUGUUUUUACCUCAAUACUAUUACAGGUUUACUUGAGUUAAAUCUGUAUAACAUCAGUACAAUCCAUUUUAGAUGCUAAGUGUUCAUUGGUAAUAAUUUUUUAAGAAAUAGAUUGUUUGAAUAAUAAGCUCCUAGCCCUAUUUGUUUCUAUUGUUACAUAUUGUAACCUGAUGCCCUUACACACAGUUUAUUAAUGUGGACAAGUCUUAUUGUCUGUAAAUAUAAUUAAUUUUUUUUAACAUUAGGUCUACUGUAAUCUUAUUUUAAAAAAUUGUAUAUGCUGAAUAAAUAUAUAUUUUUAUAA
Molecule: messenger RNA, 1779 nt
Organism: Physella acuta
Lineage: Eukaryota; Metazoa; Mollusca; Gastropoda; Physidae
Product: organic cation transporter protein-like
Biological process (GO): transmembrane transport
Cellular component (GO): membrane
Molecular function (GO): transmembrane transporter activity
Source: RefSeq, a predicted model, not a curated record